AUGGCUACUGCUUCUGCUCCUGAAAGCUCCCUGCUUUCGUUACUCUACCGCUCCUACCCAACCGCGAUUUCCCCCGAUGCCACCGAACUAGACCUCGCUCAUGCGACCCCCAAAAUUUUCCCUCACAGCAGCUACAGUGACGCCGAGAAGGCAGACGUGAAGCAAUGGUUGGAUGAUAUCCGUGGACUGACUACGGCUUUGGGCAAAGGUGACCAGCAUGUCACUGACACCAUUCUCGGUAACAUUAACCAACACCUUUCCACACGAACGACUUUACUCGGCACAAAGCCAUCUAUUGCAGACAUAGCAGCGUAUGCUGUGCUGGGGCCUGUUGUUGAGGGAUGGGAUGCCGAGAAACGGACUGGCGAGAAGGGAUACCAUUAUAUAGUGCGACACGUCGACUUUGUGCAGAACGGUUCUUUGUUCGCUCUGCAAAUUCCUGACGAAGAGAAGGUCGCGAUCGAUUUGGAUGAUAUUCGCUUUGUCCCCAAGGCUGCUGAUCCCAAGGAAGAAAAGGAGCGAAAGAAGAAGGAGAAGGCUGAGGCUUUAACCGCUGGUCAGGAGAAGACACUGGUUGUUGGACAAACCAAGGGGAAGAAGGAAAAGGACGCUGUCCACGAGGCCCCGGAGACCACAGCAGAGGAAGCACCUGCUGCCUCGAAGAGAGAUAAAGAGAAAAAGGAGAAGAAAGAAAAGAAGGAGAAGCAGCCGAAAGCUCCAGCAGCACCGGCUGCCCCCCCCUCGCCGUCCCUCAUCGACCUUCGCGUUGGCCACAUCUUACGCGCUGUCAAUCAUCCUAACGCGGAUUCGCUGUACGUGUCGACGAUUGACUGUGGUGACGCACCUGGAAGUGACAAUACUUCCGUCGACGAGGCUACUGGCAAGACCGUCCGCACGGUUUGCUCUGGAUUGAACGGUCUCGUACCUCUGGAGGAAAUGCAAAACCGCAAAGUAGUCGUUGUCUGCAAUCUGAAACCCGUCACUAUGCGUGGUAUCAAGUCGGCUGCCAUGGUUUUGGCUGCAUCUCCUAAAGUUGCUGAGGGCGAGGAUUCUCAUGCUGGCCCCGUCGAGCUGGCUAGCCCUCCUGCUGAUGCCCCUGCUGGCGAGCGUGUGUUCUUUGAAGGUUGGAGCACUGGUGAGCCUGAGAAGCAAUUAAAUCCUAAGAAGAAAGUCUGGGAAACAUUCCAGCCGGGAUUCACUACCACAGACAGCCUGGAAGUUGCUUUUGAUAGCACACAGGUUCCUAUUCUCCAGGGCGGAGAAAGCUCUACGACACCGGCUGCCGGUGCCGUUGGUAAACUUGUCACUAAAUCUGGUGGUGUUGUGACUGUGAAGACUCUUAAGGGAGCUACUGUUCGAUGA
Talaromyces proteolyticus is the source of this 1362-nucleotide messenger RNA. RefSeq lists its product as uncharacterized. The record is from RefSeq and is a predicted model, not a curated record. Gene Ontology annotation, molecular function: tRNA binding. The transcript has a single exon. Gene Ontology annotation, cellular component: methionyl glutamyl tRNA synthetase complex. Bases 1 to 1362 code for a protein of 453 amino acids. Lineage: Eukaryota; Fungi; Ascomycota; Eurotiomycetes; Eurotiales; Trichocomaceae.